Molecule: messenger RNA, 2701 nt
Organism: Doryrhamphus excisus (bluestripe pipefish)
Lineage: Eukaryota; Metazoa; Chordata; Actinopteri; Syngnathiformes; Syngnathidae
Source: RefSeq, a predicted model, not a curated record
CAGAAAACUUUUAGAUUUUCCAGAAUCUGCACCUAUUCCCUUUCAUUUGUGCUUCCCGUUUGUUUUAAUUAAUCCCACCCACAACCCGCCCACUCUGCUGUGGUUGGUCACACGCCCAAAGUGCUUCCUCGCUAUGAACCAUAUAAGGAAGUCCACCGCUUUGUGACAUCACAAAGGGGCAGUUUUUACCACGCCUUUUGAAACCGAGCGUUUUUGAGCCAUCCCAAACUUCUUUCAGGGCUCACUUCCAAAUGUGCAGACCUCAUUAUCUGAAACCUUGGCAUGGUUUAACACAAGAAUACAACAUUAACUACAUACUACUACUAACUACAUUUAUAGGGCAGAAAAAUGGAAAAAGCAGGAUGAAAAUAAUUAAAUGCAAAUCCACAAAAUCAAUCAAUGAACUUGCCGUGUGUACCUGCUAUUGGAUCUAGACCAACAUUAUUGAUGCCAUAAAAAAAAGACACACACUCAGGCCUGUACACACUACACACUACACACACAGGAACUUGGACCAACGCCAUAAUCUGCGGCUGACACAUUUCUCUGGAUGCUGCCAUACUGCAGAACUUCACACCCAUUUUUCACGGUUUGCAGAGGCUGAAGGUGCGUUCUCAAACACCAGCACACUGGUGACUGUUCUUCCUGUGUUCGAUUGCACACUACACUACAUGCACAUCUCUUACGCAACACCUUGAGUACUCUGUGUGUAUGACAGAAAGUGUCCUAAUUAAUUUGCAGGACCUCAGAUGUUGUCUGGUAUCACCGUGGUGGAUCUGAAACAUUGGGGAAAUUUCGUUUGCUCAGGAUCUUUUCCAUUCUCAAAAUGAUGGAACGCUUGACCUACUUGAUCCUGGUGACGAUCAUCUGGAUGGCCAAGGCUGGAGCUGAGGUCUGUCCUGAUUCCUGCAAGUGUUCCAAGAAGUCCGGGCAAGAAAAGACGGAGGUCAACUGUCAUAAGAGAGGCCUUCGCUCCUUUCCUUCCCGACUGCCGUCUGAUGCUUGGGUCCUCAAACUGGGUGAGAAUGGCAUCACAGACCUGCAGGCUAACAUUUUGGGAGCGGUUCCAAGGAUCGAAAGUGUAAUCUUGGAACAUAACGCCAUCAAGUCCAUCCACCGCCAAGCUUUUUCUAGCGCCAAGACGCUGACGCUCCUUAGCCUUUACGGCAAUCACGUCAAAUACCUUCCACCAAGGGCGUUCAAGGAUCUCUUAAACCUUCGUUUCCUCAUGUUGGGGCAGAACCAGAUAGGCUCCCUCAAAGCCAACAUGUUCAUCGGAAUGAGGAACCUUUCAGAGCUGGAUCUUCCCGAAAACGCCUUGACAGUGCUAUCACCCAAUACCUUCAAACCUUUGAUCGCGCUCAAAGUCUUAGAUCUUUCCCUGAAUCGCAUCCAGAAGAUGUCUCCAAAGGCUUUCACCGGAUUACGACAACUCAUGUUCCUCAACCUGGACAACAACAGUUUGAAAAAUCUUUCUGCUGGAGGUUUCAAGCCAUUGAGCUCAUUGGAGAUGCUGGUUCUUGACAACAACCUUUUGUCGACCCUGAGCCCGUUGAUGCUGACUGGCCUGGGGGUGCUGCAGGAACUCUACUUGAGGAACAACGAUCUGGAACACCUACCACCUGAUGCGUUCAAGGACAUGCCCAAGCUCUCUCAAUUGGCUGUCAGCGGAAACCGUCUUAAAACAGUGGAUGGAAACACGUUGGCCCGAAUUCCUUCCCUGAAGAAGUUGCACCUCCACGACAAUCCAUGGCAGUGUGACUGCAAUAUCGUCCAGUUGGUGCAGUGGAUGAGACAAACCAACGUAACCCUGUCACCUCGGGAGGCCCUGAAGUGUGAGGGUCCUCCUGAGGUCCGGAAGAAGACCUUAAGCAGCCUCCAAGAAUCCAAGCUGCUGUGCUAUGCCUGACUUCAGAAACCCAACGUAUCAUGAUUGUUAUUAUUUUUUACUUCACUGGAAAGAUACUGACAUGUUUUCCUCAUCAUAGUACUACAGAAUGUCGCUUUGGCAUUUUUAGCACGGAGGAAAAUAAGUAAAAAAAAAUACCGUCUUCCAUUCAGCUAAGUCUGAGAUUAUUCUCCUAAUCGUAUAUUGCUUGUCAUCCAAAAGCUGCGCAGGUUUGGAAAGUGAAAGAUUACUUGCAGAGGGAUUACAUUAAUCCAAUUUCAAGUCCAGCAGUUUCCUUUUAUAAUCUUUUUAAGUUAUACUACACUCAGAUACUGCAUUAAGACAAUGGAAAUGUAAAUAGAAAAUGGACGGAUGGAUGGAACCUACCAAAAGAAAGAAGAGACUCUUGUCUUUCAUUAGAAAAAAAGAGUUUGUUUCUGCCUUUUUCCGUUCUUUAGUAAUCAGCAGACGAACAUCAAUACGUUUCAGGAAAACAUCAGUUCCUGACAAAAAAUUUUUUUGUGGGAAAAGCUACAUUUCAAGCAUAAUUUUCUUUCAUCAGAAAAAAAGUUAGUUUCUGCCUUUGUCCAUUCUUUAGUGAUUAGCAGUAGAACAUAGGUACGUUUCAGGAAAACAUCAGUUCCUGACAAAAAAAAAAACUCACAUGUGAAAAGAUACAUUUGAAGAAUAUCUUUUCUUUCAUCAGAGAAAAAAUAGUUUCUGCCUUUUUCUGUUCUUCAAUAAUCAGCAUUAGAACAUAACUACGUUUCAUGAAAAUAUCAGUUCCUGACUAAAAAAACAAAAUUGUUUUGU